AUGGCUGAAGGUACUAGAACCCAGAGAAUGGAGGAUAACGUUCGUUCUCUUCUUGAUUUCAAGAAGACUGCCGAGACACAACUACUGUUGAUGCAGCAGAGCAGUUUGGAGAUCAAUCAAAAUCUCCAGCAAUUCAUGGCCACGAUAGAAACACAGCUCAAUGAUAUCCAUUUUCAUCAAACUAACCAAGCCCCUCAUUCCAAUACCGACAUUCCACCAUUGCAGCCUGCAAUUUCGUCCUUUGCUCCACCGAUGAAGCAUUUACGGCUGAAUGUUCCUCGCUUUGACGGGUCGAACCCUGCAGAUUGGGCCUUCAAAGCUGAGCAGUUCUUCCGUUAUCACAAUACACCUGAGGAUCAACGUCUGGUCGUUGCUUCUUUCCAUAUGGAUGGUGCUGCUUCAUCUUGGUUUCAAUGGAUGCACAACAACAAUCUUCUAGGUUCCUGGAAAUCUUUUUUGGCAGCACUUCUUCAACGAUUUGGUCCGACAGCUUUCGAUGAUCAUAGGGGUGCCUUGUCUAAGCUCCAGCAGACUGGGGAUGUUGCUGCAUACCAGGCCCAGUUUGAACAAUUAUCCAAUAAAGUUAGUGGCCUUUCGGAACAAUUCCUCUUAAGCUUCUUCAUUUUAGGAUUAAAACCAGAGCUCAGGAAGGACGAUGUUGAUCAGGAGCAUAUGAGUAUUGUAGAGGAACUGAUUACUGAGACAUCAGAAGUUAGUUUACAUGCCUUGUCAGGGAAAUUUGCUCCCUCUACAAUAAGGUUAAUGGGUACAUAUGCAGAUAGGCAAAUACAAGUGCUGAUUGACAGUGGGAGCACCCACAAUUUUGUACAAGCGCGGGUGGCACAACUACUGCAAUUGCAUAUUGUUCCUAUUAGAGAAUUCAAGGUGUUGAUAGGUAAUGGUGAUUACCUCCUUUGUUCAAAGAAAUGCAAGCCAAUUUCCUUACAAUUGCAAGGCCAUACUUUCACCAUUGAGUUAUACUUGUUACCAAUUGAAGGAGCCGAGAUAGUUCUUGGGAUUCAAUGGCUGCAGCAGCUGGGUCCUAUCUUAACAGAUUAUAAGCAUCUUACCAUGAAUUUUGAAUGGGAGGGUCGCAAAGUUCAGUUACAAAGAGAAAUGGCUGUCAAGCACGACCCUGUAUCUCAUCAUCAAUUGGCUAAAAUGACAGCUGCACAAACUGUAGCUUCAUUUUAUCAUAUGAAGAUGGUAUCUACAGACAUUAAUUUCGAGACAGAGCAAGAGGGGCAGCUACCGCCCUCUGUAGCACAAAUCUUGGCAGAAUUUGAGGUUGUGUUCAGAGAACCAACCCAACUACCUCCUACAAGGCAGUUUGACCAUCGAAUACACCUACAAUCUGGGGCCAACUCAAUAAACGUUCGACCUUAUAGAUAUCCUCAAUUUCAGAAAGCGGAGAUUGAAACUUUGGAUAAGUUUCCGAUCCCUACUAUAGAUGAAUUACUUGAUGAACUCCAUGGUGCUACUGUUUUUUCAAAAAUUGAUCUUAGAUCUGGUUAUCAUCAAAUUAGAGUUGUGGCAAAGGACAUUCAUAAAACCGCCUUUAGAACUCAUGAAGGGCAUUAUGAGUUCCUAGUAAUGCCUUUUGGCCUUACGAAUGCACCUUCUACUUUCCAAGCACAGAUGAAUUCGAUACUCAAACCAUUUCUUCGAAAGUUUGUGGUUGUCUUCUUCGAUGACAUUCUUACAUACAGCACUUCAUUGAUUCAACAUGCACAACAUUUACGGGAGGUAAUGCAAUGCUUGCAACAACAUCAACUAUAUGCAAAAAGGUCUAAAUGCAAGUUUGCUCAGGCCUCCAUUGAUUACCUGGGCCACAUUGUUUCAGCUCAGGGGGUUGAACCAGAUCCACAGAAAAUUAAAUGUAUGAUUGACUGGCCUAUACCUGAAAAUCUCAAAGCCUUGAGAGGUUUUCUUGGUCUUACAGCCUUCAAUGUUCUCAAACAGGCCAUGGUUUCAGUCCCUGUCUUAGCUCUUCCGGAUUUUACCAAAUUAUUUGUUGUAGAGAUUGAUGCUUCUCUUGUGGGAGUGGGGGUAGUAUUAAUGCAAGAUACUCACCGCAUUGCUUAUUUCAGCAAAAAACUUAAUAAACAUUUACAGAAUGCAUCCACAUAUGUUCGAGAACUCUAUGCUAUUACCCAAGUUGUACAAAAGUGGAGGCAAUAUUUGCUUGGCAGGAAGUUCAUUAUUCAAACUGACCAUUAG
Molecule: messenger RNA, 2220 nt
Organism: Telopea speciosissima
Lineage: Eukaryota; Viridiplantae; Streptophyta; Magnoliopsida; Proteales; Proteaceae
Exons: 4
Coding region: 1-2220 (739 amino acids)
Source: RefSeq, a predicted model, not a curated record